Molecule: messenger RNA, 3825 nt
Organism: Antechinus flavipes (yellow-footed antechinus)
Lineage: Eukaryota; Metazoa; Chordata; Mammalia; Dasyuromorphia; Dasyuridae
Gene: SPAG5
Product: sperm associated antigen 5
Exons: 24
Coding region: 30-3671 (1213 amino acids)
Biological process (GO): regulation of attachment of spindle microtubules to kinetochore; cell division
Source: RefSeq, a predicted model, not a curated record
CGCGCGGCUGGUUCGAAUGGAUUCGGCGGAUGGCGAGGAGGUCUCCGCUCCUGGACUUUUUUCUUCUUCAGCGUCCCGGCGGCUUGGUAGACCCGGAGGAGUCGGGAAGCUCGGCUCAGCCCUCCAGCCCCCGGCGCGCCAUGUGGCGGGUGAGGAGUCUCGGCUCCCCGGCUACGCCACAGCGGGGAAAGUCUGAGAAUCGCCUGCCACUCCAGGAACUCCUCUUGCAACCAAAUGCUAUUCCUAGCCCUGCAAAAGUCACCUUGGCAUGCUCCAAGACAAACCCCAUGUUGUAUCAGCCACAGCCAGAGGACAGCAGCAUCCCAUCUCUGCUGGAGUUUCCCAAAACCAUUUGGACAGAUUUCCCCUCAGAACUGCCACGUUUGCCUUUGAAGGAGCUUGAAGCUUCCCAGAGUGGCACAGAGGAGCAGUGUUUUGGGCUGGUUCCCCAAACCAGUUCUACUCCCAAAGCUUCUGAAGAAGCAGCAGCCCCAUUGAAUGAUGAUGUGGUCAAAUCGUUGACCUUGGUUCCCUCUCCUUCCCAAGAAAGGCCCAGCCAAGGGCUACAGUCAGACAGUCCACUUGAGAAAGACUUGGCUGCUCAGGCAGAAGGAAAUAACAUCUUUCUCGGCCUUUGUCCAAGUCUAACAGCUACAGUGACCACAGAGGUAGCACCUUGCUUGAAUGGCAACUCUGUAGACAUUAUCACUGCCACUCCGGGAAGAGCCAUCUCCCAGAAUGCCCUGCCACACCUUUGUAUGGAGAAUGCCUCCAGUCCCUGUUCUGAGCAGCAGCGCCCAGAGGAAAGCUCAGGAGGCGUUAGUACAGAAGCUGUCCCCAAGGCCUCCGUGCCUCUGACAAACAGCUCUGCUUGCAUGCAGCAGUCUCCUCCUUCGUCUGCCUCGGGGGUCAGUCACCCUGCCAGCCUUUCAGACCCCAGCACAGGAAGCACAUCACUCCCGUGUACAGGAGAGGAACUGCAACCUUCCCAUUCAUCAGAGGAAACCCGGCCAGCAGGAGAGCCAUCCCUCCCCGCUCAAAUUCCAGCAGAAACCGGGCCCCAGGUGGCUCCAGCAGAAGGUUCUAGUAAAACUGGCAGUCCCAGUACUGGGUUGUGGAUGUCCCCUUUGACAUGGCUUGAUAAAGGGAUGAACACCUCAGCAAUGCUGGAGAGUCUGCGCCAGAGCUUCCCUCUUCCUGCUUUGAUGCGCGAUAGAGGAUCCAACGCUACUCCUGUUUCUUCUAGCUCUGUGGGUUCAUGGCUCACGACCCCAGCCUUGCUGGAAAAGAGCACCAAUACAUCUCGGGCCCAGCGGGCCAGUACGAAAGACAAUGCCUCUGAGACAGAUUCCCUGCUGUGGUGCCGACCCCCAGAUAUGAGUGCCUUGUCUAGACGGGACCUGGAAGAUCAUCUGCUUAGCUCCCUCAUUGUUCUGGAGGCCCUCUCACGGCAGCUUCGGGAUUGGCAGAGCAGUGGGGCUGCCCCUCACCGAGAAGCCCAGGAGAGCAGCACCCAGACUGACGUCUGUCUCAGUGGGGUGGCAGAUGAGCCCCAGCAUCUGCAGAAGAGUCAGGAGGCCCACCAGCAUCUAGUACAGGCUGGGAGCGUCAUGCAGUCAUGGGCUCUGGAGUCCCAGGAACUCUUGUCCUUGCUAAACCAAUGUUUGCUGAACCUAAGGGAGGAUAGGGCAGCACUGAAGCAGGAGCACCAGGAUUCAGAAGCCUUAGUCUCCCGCUGCUGGGAGGUGCUGAACAGAGCCAGGACAAAGCUUCAGAGCCAUUUAGAAGAGAGGGAUGAAGCAAGGAGUCGAGAAGAAGCAGCCCUCAGAGGAAAAACUGCAGCAGAGACGAUAUUGGAGGCCUUCUGUGCACAUUUCAGUCAGCGUAUCAGUGAGCUUCAGCAGGAUCUGGAGUCACAGGUGGAGCUCUGUGAUCUCCUGAGAGAGACCCAAGCCCAGCAGGCUUCUCUUCACUUGGAGCAGAAGGAGAUGGCACAGCAGGCCACACAGCUUGCUUCUACCUUACGGAAGGACUGGGUUACAAUGCAGCUGGAUUAUACUGUGUGGACAGCCAUGCUGAAUCAGGCCCAGAAGUUAAUGGAGCCUUUGAUCACCAAGAGUCAGAAGGCUUUGCAGGAGCGAGAUGUAGCCAGGGAAAAGGAGGAACAGGUUUCCUGGCAGCUGGACCAGGUCUCUGCUCAGUUAAAGGAUUCACAGGCCCGAAUUGAGCAGCUGGAAUUGGAAAACAGACGGCUGGCGACAGAUCUGCAGCUGCAGCUGCAGAGCCUGGCUAGCACUGAGAGUCAUCUGGAGAAGCUCCAAGAUCAGUAUGACCGCUGUGCCCGGGAUCUGGUCUCACGGGAUGAAGCCCUUGCUGAACUCACCUCACGAAGGGAAGAACAAGCUGCCUGGUGGCAGGAGGCAGAAGCAACCUUGAAGUCAGCUCAGCUAGAGCAGCGGGCAGCCCUCACCGAGGAGGUACAAGAACUGAGGGAGAAUGUAGAGUUUCUGGAUCAGGAGAAUCAAGUGGCCCACACAGAGUUGACUAGGUUGGAAUCUCAGCUGAAAACCACUCUGUCCAUACUCCAGGAGCGCAAUGUGCAGUGCCAGGAUCUCAAAAACUCUGUGGACAGCCUUGAAGCCAGAUUAGCUGAUGUAACAGCAGAAGCCCAGGAGCUGAAAAAGAUGCACCAAACUUCCCCUCAGCUGUCUGUGCUUAGUCAGAGCCUGCAAGAUCUGGUUCAUAUGCUACAGACGACAUUAAAGAAGGAGGCUGAGCUAGGAAGCCCUCUUCAGAGGGCAACACAGACCCCUAUCCAAACCCUUCAGCCCCCUGACAACAGCUUCCUGGGCAGUGUCUUGAGAGCUAUGGAAGGAGAGGUAGAACCCGAUCUCAGCCCUUUGCUCAGAAGUGACAGAAAUGCCUUUUCCCAAGUGGAAUCUAAAAUCUUCCUUUGGCCUGCAGCUCAGGAGGCUCCCCACCAUGCUAAGAAGAGUCUGGAAGAGCUGACUUGCCUGAUUCAGGAGGCCCAGAGCCUGUGCUCUCAGCUUCAGGACUCUAAAGAAAAAGCUGUUGAGGCCCUGCAGCAAGAAAUAUGCAGUUUACAAGUCAAGCUGCAGGCCCAGGAGGAACAGCACCAGGAAGCCCUGAAGAUUCAAGAGGCAGAGGUGGAGAAGCUCAGCCAAGCCCUGUGUGUGCGCUACAAGAAUGAGAAGGAACUCCAGGAAGUGAUCCAGCAACAGGACAAGAAGAUCCUGGAGCAGAUAGAUAAGAUUGGGGAAUUCACUAGCCUUCGAGAAGAGGUAACCCAGCUCACCCGAUCAUUGCAGCGAUCAGAGACUGAAGUCAAGGUCUUCCAGGAGGCCUUGACACGCCAGCAGAAUGCGAAUUCUCAGCCCACAGACAUUGCUUGGGUUCAGGAGAAAGUGUGGCUUUGCCAAGAGGUCGAUAAACUGAGGCUGUUACUCCUUGAUAUGGAAAAAGAAAAGGCAACACUCUUGACCAAAUCUCAGAAACAUAGGAACAUUUUAGAAGAGAACCUGAGGUGUUCAGAAAAGGAACUGGAAAAGCUAGAUGACAUCUUAGAACAGAUCCACGAGGCUUUGUUGAACAUUCCUGAGGUGGUGAGUGGCUGCCAGGAGUUGCAAAAAGUGAUGCAAUUGCUGAGAUAAUUAACACAAAGUGAUGACAGAUUGGACUCAUUUUUUGGGGGGUGAGAGUGGGAAUGAAGGCUGGAUAGGAAAGAAGAAAAAAUGCUGUGAAGAAGACAGCCAUCUGUACCUACUUAAGUGUAUUUAAAGUUGGAAUAAAUUUGUUUAGGAUAAA